Messenger RNA from Monoraphidium neglectum, 300 nucleotides. RefSeq lists its product as hypothetical. The record is from RefSeq and is a predicted model, not a curated record. The coding region runs from base 1 to 300 and encodes 99 amino acids. The transcript has 2 exons. NCBI's taxonomy places the organism in Eukaryota, Viridiplantae, Chlorophyta, Chlorophyceae, Sphaeropleales, Selenastraceae.
AUGGAGACAACCCUGGGGUGGCGCCACUUCCGCUGCAUCCAGGUCCGCAAGGCGGGCAAGAAGGCCACGUUCCUGCUGAUGCAGGCCAGCUGCGACGCGACGGCCCAGCUCUGGGUGAACUCUGACAACCUCAAGGACCGCCAGAGAUGGGCCGCGGGGUGGCUGCAGAUGAGCGAGAUCUUUGGCCAAGGCGAGGGCGCGGUGGGGCAGGGCCAGGUCUGCCGCAGCUGCAGCGGGCUGGGGGUCAAGGUCUGCCUUGCCUGCGAGGGCUCGGGCCAGGCGCGGCUGGUCGUUCUGUAA